CUCACUUCAACUUCACCCAGCUUCUCUACAGACCACCACUGUCUCUAACUACAACCUUAAACACUCUACUUUCCUCUUUGUACAUCUCCUUAUUUCAUGUCUUCUAUUUUCAACUUAACCCAACAUUCUUGAAAACAAAAAAUGUCAGCAUUCUUGAAUGAUGAGUUGUCCAAGAAAACAUCAAUUUUUGGUUUACACUUAUGGGUAGUUGUUGGAAUUUGUGUUGGUGCAGCAAUAGUACUCAUACUCUUUCUUAUUUCACUUUGGUGCACUUCAAAACGUAACAAUAAUUCAAACAACAGUAACAAUCCCCAAAUUACUGAAAUCAAAGAGAUCCGAAUUGACCCAAAACCGGUUCUUGAUCCAAACCCACUUCCAGAACCCGAAAAAGAAACACCCCAGAGAAUCCAAAUUGAGAUUGGUAAUAAUAAAAAUGGGAAGAGUCAUUUGGUUAAACCUGAUCGGGUCGGGUCGGGUGGUGGGUCGGGUGUUGGGUCGGGUCAUGGGAGUGGGGAGCAGGGUGGUGGUGGGAUUAGUGGACCUGAGGUUUCACAUUUAGGGUGGGGUCAUUGGUAUACUUUGAGAGAGCUUGAGAUUGCUACUAAUUUUUUUGCUCAUGAGAAUGUUAUUGGUGAAGGUGGUUAUGGUAUUGUUUAUCGUGGUGUUAUGGAAGAUAAUAGUUAUGUUGCUGUUAAGAAUUUGCUUAAUAACAGGGGACAGGCAGAGAGGGAGUUUAAGGUUGAAGUGGAAGCAAUUGGUCGAGUUCGGCACAAGAAUUUGGUGAGGUUACUUGGUUACUGUGCUGAGGGAGCUCACAGGAUGCUUGUUUAUGAAUAUGUGGACAAUGGGAACUUGGAGCAGUGGCUCCACGGAGAUGUAGGGCCAUACAGCCCUCUUACAUGGGAAAUUCGGAUGAACAUAAUUCUUGGAACAGCAAAAGGGUUGACCUAUCUGCAUGAGGGCCUCGAACCCAAAGUAGUUCACCGUGACAUCAAGUCGAGCAAUAUUUUGAUUGAUAAGCAGUGGAAUUCAAAAGUAUCUGACUUUGGUUUAGCUAAGCUUUUAGGCUCAGAGAGGAGCUAUGUAACUACAAGGGUUAUGGGAACAUUCGGCUAUGUUGCUCCAGAAUAUGCUAGUACUGGCAUGUUGAAUGAUAGAAGUGAUGUUUAUAGUUUUGGAAUUCUUAUCAUGGAGAUUAUUUCUGGAAGGAAUCCUGUGGAUUAUAGCCGUGCUCCUGGAGAGGUCAAUCUGGUUGAUUGGCUUAAGACAAUGGUUUCUAACCGGAACUCUGAGGGUGUUCUGGAUCCCAAGUUGCGUGAGAAGCCUUCUUCUAGAGCACUAAAACGUGCCCUUUUGGUAGCAUUGCGUUGUGUAGACCCCAACGCUCAGAAAAGGCCAAAGAUGGGCCAUGUGAUACACAUGCUUGAGGCUGAUGAUUUUCCCUUCCGUGAUGAGCGAAGAGGUUCAAGAGAAAAUGGACGUCCACAUCAUGAUGGAAUGAAAGAGAGCGUAAUGGAUAAGCGCAUAAUUGAAUCAGGUGAUAGCAGUGGAUAUGAAAGUACUGUUCAAACCAAUCGAUCUUUGUUGACAAAGAAAGAAAUUGAUGAUGACGAGUAGCCUGGCCAAGUGGGCUAAAAGGUCAACUUAAAACUCUAGUUUCUUUUGCCUUUCACUUUGGAGCUGGCGAAUGUACAUACGAUUCACUUGUGCAAAUUCAGCACUCGCUUAGGUUUUGUAGAGUAGCUCUUUAUUGUUGUUGUAUGUAGUUGCUUGCAAUUUUGUUAAGAGCAUAGCUCUUUUUAUUAGUAUAUAAUUAAAUUUUCAUUUCACUCUUCUAGUUGGAUGCACUUUCCAAAUGAAAAGAAAUGAUUAAAUUAUAUUUCCACAAACUCAUGUAACAAUCUCCUUUUAAUUCCUUGUAUCAGUUAGGUCUUCAUGUGAGGAAAUGAUGAAAUUGAUAUGAGGAGAAAGUAGUAGUAGUAAGAUGUUGCCUAUGUUUUGCCUUGUAUGGAUUUUACCAUGUUCAAGAAAGUGAAUACACCAUCUGUUCCUUGUA
Molecule: messenger RNA, 2056 nt
Organism: Lycium ferocissimum
Lineage: Eukaryota; Viridiplantae; Streptophyta; Magnoliopsida; Solanales; Solanaceae
Product: probable serine/threonine-protein kinase At1g01540
Exons: 7
Coding region: 142-1617 (491 amino acids)
Biological process (GO): protein phosphorylation
Molecular function (GO): protein kinase activity; ATP binding
Source: RefSeq, a predicted model, not a curated record